AUGCCCCCGGCCGCACCUGACGAUUUGAUCCGACAGCAGAGCCGGUCGCUAGAAGACGAAACAUCCUUUACUCCUGAUCAAACUCGCAUCAUUCCAGAGCAUGAGUCAAGUGGUAGUAAAGGCAAAAAGAAGAAAAAUAGCAAGAAGGCUAAGGCCGCGGCCAGGGCCGUGACAGAGACUGAGACCCCUCCAGACGACGUGGUUCAACCCUCGGAUAUUCCACCGGUAGAGGCAUCUUCUUUUCCAGAUCCCUCUCUGGAGCACCAUGUACCACCCACCGUGACAUCGCCCGUCCUCGACGUGCUCGGGUCAAUAGGAGACACCGCCGACACCGAUCUCACCAGCCGCACCGACACAUGGGCCAAAUCGGUUCCCUUUGGUAAAAGCCCUCCAACGGAUCUGAUGGAUGGUGAGGUUCCUCAUGAAUCCUCUCUCAACUUCCCCACUAUCCAAGAACGUGGUGGCUUUAGCCAACCUUCUUCGGCAUCUCCCCCGACGCGACUUCGACCAUUCAGCUACAGUAGUGGGUACCGAAGCAAUAUGCAAUCCCGACACCAGUCUAUGGAUAGACGCAAGAGUCAGUCUUAUGGCAGUCCAAUGAGUAAUCUUGCGCCCCCACCUCACCUGCCCCAGGCCCAUUUCUAUGGCGCACCCGAAAUCGACAUUCCUUCCCACACCCGGCCCGUGACGGAUGGAGCUUACUCGUUCUGUGGAUUUGAUACUCUUCCCAAUCUGUCAAAGGCAUCACGCGGUGCCUUGAAUGUUCUGGUGGUAGGAACAGAUAGUGUAGUGGAAGUUCAGGCGAUCGAGGACCAUCGGACACGGCUUAUUGGGCAGAUCACUGGUCUCAAUGGUCGGGUUCUCGAGGCAAAGAUCGUGGCCAGUCACCCCCCAUUGGAGUCACCUGCAUCUUCCCAGGCUCACGUGGUCGUCGUUGUCCAUGGGCCACUGGCACCGAAUGACGAAGAAGGUCGUGUCUCCUCUGCGGGCUCUGAGAUCAAUGAAGUGCCUCCGUCCAUGAUACGGGGCCCUUCAAGUGACAGACGUCUCCCUCGAGAGGAUAUUCUGUUCUAUCAAACUCGAGUGGAAGUAUAUUCUCUCCGGUCUGGGGAUCAUGUUGCAACCCUAUUUGCAGGCAAACAUGUACCGUCUUUGGAGAAUAUUCCCGGUCUUCCUUCCUUGGCACCCUCGCCUGUGGGUAGUUUGAAGCUCAUGACUAGUGGAAAUCAUGUUAUUGUAGCUUCUGGUGUCAGUGGGGAAGUUUAUGUGUACAGGCAAACUUCCUCGGGGUCCUAUCAGUGCUUGGGGAAAACCUGGACAAAUAUACAGACUGGGGAAAGCCGGCGAUACUCCACAUCUUCUAGCUCAACCGAUCCGGAUGGCUCUCAUAAUGACCUGCCCCGGACAUCGUUGUCUGAGCGUCCUAUUAUAGCCUUACAAGGGAGAUGGCUUGCAAUUGUCCCCCCAUGCUCCUCGUACAGGGGAUCUAUUCAAGGAAUAGUCCCUGCAAAUGUGAUACACGGCCGAGCUCAGGGACUUGAGACUCGCAGUCCUCCUACUAUGCCCUCCGCGAAUUGCGCGACGGAUAUUGGCGAAGGCGAAAGCUUUCUUGACAAGGUUGCCAGAGGUGUCACGCAAGAGCUUGUCAAAGGGGCUCGCUGGAUGGGAGAUCAAGGAAUGCAAGCAUGGAACACAUACUGGAAUAACCAGAAUUCCACUGGAACGCCUCCUCAACGCCCGAGUCGGGGCACAGAUUCUCCUGCCUCGGGAUAUGGAGUUUUCCCACCAACGCAUGCUCAGGAUAACCAAUCGACUGCCUCUCCUGCUCCUGACGCAGUCUCUAUCAUUGAUCUGCAGCGUUUUGAUGAUGGCAUGGACCUGAAGACGGCCACCCUACACCCUGUGGCAACCUUUCAGGCGCCGAACGGCUGCAGCUUUCUCUCCCUAUCACCUAAUGGACUUAUGCUAUUCACCGCUAGUAAGAAGGGUGAUGUCCAAUACGUCUGGGAUCUCAUGCAGCUGAAGAACUGUCGAGCAAUGGCGUUCAUGGCUGAUGAUCUAGCUGAUCAAAGCCCGAAAGUGCGUCAAGUAGCACGAUACGCUCGCUUGACCACAUCAAGCAUUGUCGAUGUGAUAUGGACUGCACCAGUGGGUGAUCGAUUAGCCAUAAUUACGCGUAAGGGGACUAUUCAUGUGUUCGACCUCCCUCGAAGUGCGUUUCAAUGGCCUCCUUUCCGCCGAGUUCGCCCUGUACUCAAAAAGUCUCCGACCAUUGAUCCAAUGAAUGACGAGAUAUCGGGACAAGUGACUGGUGGAAAUCCGUUAUCAGCAGCCAUGAAACUGGUCGGAGGGAAGACUCAACCCUUUUUCUCAGCUGUUCGAGGGCGUGUCCCUUCAACUAGCGGCACUGCGUUCCCAAACAUCAGCGGAUUUGCUUUGCCAACCGCAGCUGGCAUCAAAGGCGGGAAGGUAGUUGCAGCCGGACUCAGCAAAUCUAUGGGGGCUGCGGCCACUGGUACCGUUCACACCCUUCGACAUGUGGGGGAAAACCGACUUCAUCUGACAGGGCUUGCACGAGAUCCAGCUCCGUCUCGUGUGGUUUGGAUCUGUAACAAGGGUAUAAUCUACCUGGGAUUGGUGGAUGAUGGGAAUUUCAAAUUGUAUCGCCUCAAGCGAGGUCCGACUAAUCAUAAGAACCGUCAGUUUCACUCUGUGAUUGGUGGCAAAGAGAGGCAAUACAAGUUACCUGCUAGUCUGCAAACGCUCUGUGGACCAGCUCCUCUUAAAUCAUACGAUCCGGAGCUAGCUGUCAAGGCAACACUUCUUUUGCCCUCUGCUAGCGCACAUCCCUCUAGCACGAACAGGCUUUUCUGUCAGCCCCUCUCUCAAGCGGAGAUUGAGACGAACACACCAUAUCAACCUUUCCAUACCGAUCAGCGGGUUGGCCUACAUGUCUAUUCAUCCCAUGGUACUGAGGCGGAUCCGACCAUGGCUGGCCCUGGUGAACAGUGGGUUUUUGGAGGCGAAAUUCCAACUGCUAAAGUACAUGUGAGAUCGUACAGCAAUAGCGGCGAUGACAAUGCGGACGAUGAAGAAGACGACUCUGCUGUCCAUGGACAUUCAUUUGGUGCUGGUGGUGAUAUAGAGAAUCUCAUCAGUUUGACCAACAGUACCGGUCACGUCGAGGAGGUAGUCAUUACCACUCGCCGAAAGAAGAAAGCAUCAGCUCCCCUGAAGGCCGAUGAUGGCUUCUUUGAGGAUGACUGUGAGGUUCUGGACUUUGCUCGAGACCGAGUCUGA
Penicillium pulvis is the source of this 3300-nucleotide messenger RNA. RefSeq lists its product as uncharacterized. The record is from RefSeq and is a predicted model, not a curated record. The coding region runs from base 1 to 3300 and encodes 1099 amino acids. NCBI's taxonomy places the organism in Eukaryota, Fungi, Ascomycota, Eurotiomycetes, Eurotiales, Aspergillaceae. Gene Ontology annotation, cellular component: cytoplasm. Gene Ontology annotation, biological process: response to starvation; autophagy. The transcript has 2 exons. Gene Ontology annotation, molecular function: protein binding.